UGGACGUUGAAGGCUCCUCCUCCCCCACCGACGGUACAACACCCCUGCUGCCUGCCAGGCCUGGACAGUCAGGACAAGCAUUGAUAGCGGGUCAGGGAACAACGACAAACAGCAAAAAGCAGCAGGUGCGGUAGCAGCCCAUCCAGCCAAAGCCUCGGCUCCUGGACACCACCCUCCACCCGCCCCCGCCCGCCAUCCGGCCCAGGGCCUGCUGGGAAAUGCUCUGGGCACUGACCACGGCCAGUGUGGCCCUGGGGCCCAGGGUGGCAGGUUGGGUGCGGACCAUGGCCUCCCACCGGCUGCUGGUGGCCCCCCCCAGAGCCCUGCGCAAGCCCCUGUCCAUCCCCAGCCGGCUUCUGCUGGGGCCCGGACCCUCUAACCUCCCUCCCCGCGUCCUGGCGGCUGGGGGGCUGCAGAUGGUGGGGCACAUGCACAAGGAGAUGUUCCAGAUAAUGGACGAGAUCAAGGAAGGCAUCCAGUACGUGUUCCAGACCAGGAGCCCCCUCACGCUGGCCGUCAGUGGCUCGGGGCACUGUGCGCUGGAGGCAGCCCUGUUCAACCUCCUGGAGCCAGGGGACCCCUUCCUGGUUGGGGUCAACGGCGUCUGGGGGCAGCGGGCUGCAGACAUCGGAGAGCGCAUUGGAGCCCGUGUGCACCCGAUGAUCAAGGACCCUGGAGGCCACUACACGCUGCAGGAGGUGGAGGAGGUACAGGUGGACUCUGGCUGGGGGAGGGGCCAGGUGGCUGGGCGGGGCUCAGGGCUGGGAGGCUGGGCCACAGGCUGGUCCUCAGCUCUUCCAGUGCCAGGCCCACUCUGGAGAGCUGGCCUCAGGAUGGAAGGAGAGGAACUCCACAGCCAGGCAGGCUUAGCCUGGCAGGGCUGCUGUCCACUUGGGGGCCGCUCAGCACAGCCCCAGCCAGGACGCCCUGCCCCUGGGGUCUGUGCAGUGAGUCAAGCUCUCAUGUGUAGUCUGGACUGCGGCUCUCAGGGGUCCGCAUGGGAUACUCUCUGUACCUUUUCUAAGAGAAUGUGGACAUGCUGGGGGGUCAGAGCUCUCAACUCAGGCUGGUUCUGGACUCUGUCCUCCCCACGCUCCGGACGCCUGGCCAGCGGGCUUUCGGCAAAGGGAGGCCCAGCCUUGUGCCGCCCUGGCCCCUGGACCUGCGUUCUCAGAGCCCCAGGCCACCCCCCAGGACCCCAGACGGCCUGGCUGGCCCUUGUGCUCACCUGUGUGUGGGCGUCCUGGGCCAGGGAGGCUGGGGCCCUGACUUCCCAAGGCCCCCGUGGUGACCCCGGCCCUGCCCGGUGCCUCAUCCUGGUUCUGACACAGAGCUGGCCCUGGGGGUCUGAGAGUGUCCUACUGCCCCUCCAGAAGCCCCACCUUGUGGGGAGGUCUGAACCCCACUCCUGCCGCCCCUCCCCCAGGCACAGGUGCCUGCUCUUGGUGGACGCUGUGGCAUCCCUGGGCGCGGUCCCUAUCUACAUGGACCUGCAAGGUAUCGAUGUCUUGUACUCUGGCUCCCAGAAGGUCCUGAAUGCCCCUCCAGGCACCUCGCUCAUCUCCUUCAGUGACAAGGCCAAGAACAAGAUCUACACCCGGAAGACAAAGCCUUUCUCCUUCUACCUGGACAUCAAGUAUCUGGCCAACAUCUGGGGGUGUGACGACAAGCCCAGGAGAUACCAUCACACCACCCCCAUCAUCAGCUUGUACAGCCUGAGAGAGAGCCUGGCCCUCCUCGCGGAGCAGGGCCUGGAGAACAGCUGGCGGCAGCACCAGGAGGCCACCGAGCACCUGCACAGGCGCCUGCGGGCGCUGGGCCUGCAGCUCUUUGUGAAGGAUCCAGCCGUCCGACUGCCCACUGUCACUGCUGUGGCCGUGCCCUCUGGCUACGACUGGAGGGACAUUGUCCACUACAUCAUGGACCAUUUCAGCAUCGAGAUCACCGGCGGCCUGGGGCCCUCGGCAGGGAAGGUGCUGCGCAUCGGGCUGCUGGGCUGCAACGCCACCCGAGAGAACGUGGACCGAGUGACCGAGGCCCUGCAGGAGGCCCUGCAGCACUGCCCCCGGAACAAGCUGUGACUUGCCCACCCCACUGCGCCCACCCGAUAUACAUCCACAGGAGGCAGGGCAGGGGAAGACCCAAAAAAGGAAGAUCCCGAUCCAGCAGGAAGCCAGAGAGAGAGGCGGAAACACCACACUGGCGAGGAGGAGCUGUGCCUGCGCCUGCAGGAGAACCAGGACCGGGUCCAGUUCGUCCUGCCCUCACUCCUGCAGCUCCUCCCGCACCCGCACCUGCACCUCUAGGCAACGCAGAGCCAGUUCAGGCAUCACCACGCCUCAGGCUGAGCCCCCUCUGCACUCACCAGGACCGUCUUCUCCGAUUUCCCACCAUCAAUCCGCUCCGCCACCCAAACUUACUCCCCUCCCCUGGUGUCGUUUUGGUUGGGUUCUUCUGUAAUUUCCUUUUUUCUUUCAUGUCAUUUACAGGAUCCGCUAUUUUUAUGUUUUAAGUUUGCAGUAAUAAAAUUUAUACUUUUCCCUUUU
Messenger RNA from Vicugna pacos (alpaca), 2546 nucleotides. Lineage: Eukaryota; Metazoa; Chordata; Mammalia; Artiodactyla; Camelidae. The record is from RefSeq and is a predicted model, not a curated record.